Messenger RNA from Helobdella robusta, 228 nucleotides. RefSeq lists its product as hypothetical. Lineage: Eukaryota; Metazoa; Annelida; Clitellata; Rhynchobdellida; Glossiphoniidae. Gene Ontology annotation, molecular function: RNA polymerase II cis-regulatory region sequence-specific DNA binding; DNA-binding transcription factor activity. Gene Ontology annotation, biological process: regulation of transcription by RNA polymerase II. The transcript has a single exon. The record is from RefSeq and is a predicted model, not a curated record. The annotation marks the transcript as partial.
UGCUCCUUCUGCCACAAGACAUUUCUCUUCAAGUCCAAGUACCACGAACAUCUGCCCGUGCACACGAGCGAGCGACCCUUCCAGUGCCACCUCUGCACCAGGACCUACAAAUACAAGUACGACUUGAGGGUGCACUUGAGGACGCACCUCGGCAUCCCCACCAAAUCAACCACCUGCCCCUUCUGCUGCAGCAAGUUCAACACGAACAAGCAGCUGCGACAACACAUC